GGCCGCACGCGGAGGAGCCCAAGGAGCAGCUCUGUUGCGACAGAGGCCGAGCGGCGAGGCCCAGCUCCCUGUAAGAACAGUUUCGUACCCCUGUGGUUCAUCACCAUGCCCUCUGACCUGGCCAAGAAGAAGGCAGCCAAAAAGAAGGAAGCUGCCAAAGCACGACAGCGGCCCAGAAAGGGACACGAAGAAAACGGAGAUACUGUCACAGAACCACAGAUGGCAGAAGAGAAAAAUGAGGCCAAUGGCCGAGAGACCACAGAAGUGGAUUUGCUGACAAAGGAGCUAGAGGACUUUGAGAUGAAGAAAGCUGCUGCUCGAGCUGUCACUGGUGUCCUUGCCUCUCACCCCAACAGUACCGACGCCCACAUUAUCAACCUCUCCCUCACCUUUCAUGGUCAAGAGCUGCUCAGUGACACCAAACUGGAAUUAAACUCAGGCCGUCGUUACGGCCUCAUUGGCUUAAAUGGAAUUGGAAAGUCCAUGCUGCUCUCUGCUAUUGGGAAACGGGAAGUGCCCAUCCCUGAGCACAUUGACAUCUACCAUCUGACUCGGGAGAUGCCCCCUAGUGACAAGACACCCUUGCAGUGUGUGAUGGAAGUCGACACAGAGCGGGCCAUGCUGGAGAGGGAGGCUGAGCGGCUGGCUCACGAGGAUGCCGAGUGUGAGAAGCUCAUGGAGCUCUACGAGCGACUGGAAGAGCUGGAUGCCGACAAGGCGGAGAUGAGGGCCUCACGGAUCUUGCAUGGAUUGGGUUUCACUCCUGCCAUGCAGCGCAAGAAGCUGAAAGACUUCAGUGGGGGCUGGAGAAUGAGGGUUGCCCUUGCCAGAGCCCUCUUCAUUCGGCCCUUCAUGCUGCUCCUGGACGAGCCCACCAACCACCUGGACCUCGAUGCCUGUGUGUGGUUGGAAGAAGAAUUAAAGACUUUUAAGCGCAUCCUGGUCCUCGUCUCCCAUUCCCAGGACUUUCUGAAUGGUGUCUGUACCAACAUCAUUCAUAUGCACAACAAGAAGCUGAAGUAUUACACGGGUAAUUAUGAUCAGUAUGUGAAGACACGGCUUGAGUUGGAGGAGAACCAGAUGAAGAGGUUUCACUGGGAGCAAGAUCAGAUUGCACACAUGAAGAACUACAUUGCUAGGUUUGGUCAUGGCAGUGCCAAGCUGGCCCGGCAGGCCCAGAGCAAGGAGAAGACACUACAGAAAAUGAUGGCAUCGGGACUGACGGAGAGGGUCGUGAGCGACAAGACAUUGUCAUUUUAUUUCCCACCGUGUGGCAAGAUUCCUCCACCUGUCAUUAUGGUGCAAAAUGUGAGCUUCAAGUAUACAAAAGAUGGGCCUUGCAUCUACAACAAUCUAGAAUUUGGUAUUGAUCUCGAUACGAGAGUGGCUCUGGUGGGGCCCAAUGGAGCAGGGAAGUCAACUCUUCUGAAGCUGCUAACUGGAGAGCUACUACCCACAGACGGGAUGAUCCGAAAACACUCUCAUGUCAAGAUAGGACGUUACCAUCAGCAUUUACAAGAGCAGCUGGACUUAGACCUCUCACCUUUGGAGUACAUGAUGAAGUGCUACCCAGAGAUUAAGGAGAAGGAAGAAAUGAGGAAGAUCAUUGGUCGAUAUGGUCUCACUGGGAAACAGCAGGUGAGCCCAAUUCGGAACCUGUCUGAUGGGCAGAAGUGCCGAGUGUGUCUGGCCUGGCUGGCCUGGCAGAACCCCCACAUGCUCUUCCUGGAUGAGCCCACUAAUCACCUGGAUAUUGAGACCAUCGAUGCCCUGGCCGAUGCCAUCAAUGAAUUUGAGGGUGGUAUGAUGCUGGUCAGCCAUGAUUUCAGACUCAUUCAGCAGGUUGCACAGGAAAUCUGGGUCUGUGAGAAGCAGACAAUCACCAAGUGGCCUGGAGACAUCCUGGCCUACAAGGAGCACCUCAAGUCCAAGCUGGUGGGCGAAGAGCCCCAGCUCACCAGGAGGACCCACAAUGUGUGCACCCAGACAUCGGCAUCUCUUCCAAGGCCAUGAGCAUCAUGAACUCAUUUGUGAAUGAUGUGUUUGAACGGCUGGCUGGCGAGGCUGCCCGGCUGGCCCAGUACUCAGGCCGAACCACACUGACAUCCCGGGAAGUCCAGACGGCGGUGCGUCUGCUGCUGCCCGGGGAGCUGGCCAAGCAUGCCGUGUCCGAGGGCACCAAGGCCGUCACCAAGUACACCAGCUCCAAGUGACCCAGGGCCAAACAUUAAUAAAGAGUGAACUGUU
Messenger RNA from Odobenus rosmarus divergens (Pacific walrus), 2247 nucleotides. It is a transcript of the gene ABCF2, whose product is annotated as ATP-binding cassette, sub-family F (GCN20), member 2. The coding region runs from base 106 to 2013 and encodes 635 amino acids. The record is from RefSeq and is a predicted model, not a curated record. Gene Ontology annotation, molecular function: ATP hydrolysis activity; ATP binding. NCBI's taxonomy places the organism in Eukaryota, Metazoa, Chordata, Mammalia, Carnivora, Odobenidae. The transcript has 16 exons.